UUCCAAGAGCGGAUUGAAUAUAUAAAAAUGUUUAAGAUAUUAUUGCUUGCUGCACUCAGCAUCUUGACAUAUAAAAUCUCUAGUUGCGAUGUAAAUUCUCAUUUAUGUCGUCAGGUUGUUACUGUUAAUUAUACCAAAAUGGUUACUAGGCCCUUGGAGGACUUUGGAAAAUUUGCCAAAUAUUUCCAGCAAUUGGGUAUACCUACAGGAAAAAAGCUGCUGAACCUAACCAAAUUAGAAGAAAAAGAAGUGUGUUGUGCAGGCUUCGAAAAAUCCACCGACGAAAAAUGUGUGCCCAUCCAACCCACAACAACAUCGACUACAGAAACUAUCGAUUUAACCGAAUAUACGGAAUCAUCAUCUCCGAAAUCGGAUUCAUUUGGUCAAGGAAAUACGCACAGCUCGUUGACAGAAUUAAAUAAUAAGCACAAAACUCUCAUAUUGUCAAUUCUUAUUGGAACUGGUGCUCUAAUAAUUGUUUUAGCCUUUGUGAUUGCUCUACGUAUUCGCCAAAAACGACGACUUGCAUUAGGUAAUAACUGCCGCCAAGUAAAAUUUAAUGCAGAAAUGCAAACAGCUCUAUUAUAAAACAUAAGUUAGAUGUUCACAAAUAGAGAAUUUAAAUAUUAUAAACGAAAAAUGAAUUAUCAAUUUCAUGUAAAGCACCGUUCUUAUCAGUUUCAUUUAAGUGGAAAAGCCAUAUAUGUACAUAAGUGAAUUUCACAUUGAUAGGACGACAAGUACAAUAAUAAAAAGUAAGUUCAGUUGUAUUAUAAUGUGUACUUGCGGAGUGAUAAAAGCAAAGCAUUUGAUUGUCGUGACCGGAAUAGUUUUGUAAGUCGACCAAAGACAUAAAAUCGUAUUACUCAUUAAAAUGUCGUAUUAUUUUAUUUAUUUUGUACACCUUCAUAUUUAUAGAAUUUUCUGCACCUUAAUAUUUUUGAAAUUAUAUUAAAACCAACACCUGCAGCAAAUAUUGUAUU
Molecule: messenger RNA, 983 nt
Organism: Drosophila melanogaster (fruit fly)
Lineage: Eukaryota; Metazoa; Arthropoda; Insecta; Diptera; Drosophilidae
Exons: 2
Coding region: 28-588 (186 amino acids)
Source: RefSeq, marked reviewed